AUGAGGGACCAAGUUCAGAGUUGCGGUUGCCUAAAGCACCCCUCGGGCAAGUGCGCUUUGGAAUCCUGCGACCUGUGUGUUUUCGGGACUCCCUGCCCACCGUUCUCACAGUUUCGUGGGAAACGAUAUCGGGGCAGUUCCGUCGCAGAGCAUAGCCAAGUUCAUACAACCAUGGAGGAUGCUCGGGACAUGUUGGUCGUGGGUCAGCACAAAGCAGUGAUCAUGGAACAAGUUCCAGGGUUUGACAUGCCCGACCAUGCUGGAGCUUCGACUGAAUCGACCUUCAUGCGCAGGUUCCUUCAGUCGGUGCAGCAGCAAACACGUGAGCUGAAGAAGCCCGGCUAUCACGUCUUGAUCUUGAAGGCCUCGUAUCAGGAAUGGGUGAAGGUUAUGCGGGACAGGACUGCCCGUGCACUUGAAAUUCGUGUUAAUCUGGCAUCAUGCUUUAAGCAGCUCUUCACCUCGCAGCGGCGUGUUUCGAGUGUUGCUGCUGAGGCCGACUUUGGAAGCGAUGUUACAAGACAGACGCUAACACGGUGUUUGUUGUGGGGGGCCAGCUUCCUUGUGCAUUUCGCUGGUUACAUGAUGGGCUUGCUUUUGUCUACUUUGACACUGUUGUGUUCGGCUGUGAGCCCGGAGUACAGAGCUGUUCUCGUGACAGUCCGGAGGUUGUACGACGAGACGCCGAGCAAAGUAGCAGCUUCUUGGAUGUCGCAUUCCGAGCAAGGUCGCGCAAGGGCUAGAGAAGACGGUGGAGCAGCGAAAGUACUACAGACCCAAAUGGAUAUCACUGUUUUGAUGCAGCAUCUACCUUCCGGUAAGUUUUUCUCUUUGGCUGUUCCCUGUCAGUCAUGGCUUCAGGCCAUAGACAGGACAACUGCAGAGACAACCGUGGCAGCUCAGACUUCACUUUUGCAGAUGAUUCCCGGCUUGAAUGAGCUUACUGAAAAAUCCAAAUUCCGUAUUGAUUUGACCUGCACGGACAGAUUUGCUGCCAAUGUCAAAGCUGAGAGACAUAUGAGCUCUGCCAUCAAUGGAGUGGUAUCUCAUCAGCUGUGCGACAUUCACCGUCUGGCGGGCUGUCAAAGCCGAGUCCUGGGUAUGGUGGAUAGCCAUAUAACGGGAAUGAUAGCGACCGCGCUGGCAUGCGCCGACGCUGGCAACACAAGGUCACUCCGGGCCGCCAUGGUCAAAGUUCUACGGGACAAGGUUCGUGUGUGCUAUGGUGCUCCACGAGAGAAUCCAGAUCAUGUUGCCUAUAGACAAGCCGUUCUCGACGCCUUUCUUCCAUUGGGCAAAAGCAAACAAGACAUCGGAGAUGAAGACGAUCCGGAUGCAUUGACCAAGAAGGAGUUGACGCUGAAAGCCCGCAAACAGCGGGCCAUCAUCUCCUAUUUCUUGCACGAUGACCUCCAGAACACUGAGGACAUUUGCUUCUUCAGCGAACGAUGGGGGCUGGACGUGGACCAGGUGGUCCGUGUUAUGGAGAGAUUUUUAGUUCCGGCCCUCCUGCCAAGGCGCCCGCCGUUGUUUGCCAGAAACAGGUGGACUGGCUUCUCUGAGGCAGUAUGCUGGUUCGGGCUUGCAGAAUGUUGCCACUCCUUGCUGUCAGCUACGAUCCGGGAGUACCUGUCGCCCAAGGUGCAAGCAGCAAAUCAGCAGUUGCAACACGUGGCUCUGGCAGCGCACAGAUUGCAAGACAAUGUCACCAGACCAGAUGAGGAUCGCGAUGAGGAUGAUGAAGAGACUGCGGAAAUGCGACGAGAAACAGAUGCUUUGACGAGUAACUUGGAUUGGGCAGCUUUGAAACUGCGAAUGAAGCAAAAAGCACUGACAUGGUUCCAACAAGAUAUCUUGCCAGCUUUGGUGGCCAUCAGCAUUGCAGUGGGGCCUUUGCAUCGUUUUUUCUGUCGCACCUUGGACAAAGGAAGCGUGUCCUGGGAGAAAGUUCAACAAGCCAAGGCCGCGAAUGACUGUCCAAGAACCUUUGCCGUUCAAGAGGCUGCUCGUGGUACAGACUUACAUCUUUAUCGUGCAGAUAUGAAUCAGGCCUUCCAUGAGCGUGUGGUCCCACUGCCCUCUGAGUCUUGUCUCCAGCAUGUCCAAGCUCUGCAUUUCCGAAUGCUGAGCAGAAGCUUGUGCUCUGUUGAAGUUCAUCUCAGAAGCUGGAGCACAUAUCCCAUCAAGUUGUUUCUUGCGCUCGAUGGUCGAAAUGAUGCAAUGGUAGACUCGCCCUGCCUGUUUUGCCCCAUGACAAAGGCUCUGCUUGCAGAGUAUGAUGAUCUUGACAACCCCGAAGCCCGUGCUAUCCUGCUCACAUUGGCGUCGAAGUACCGCCUACACAUCGCUGGUGUAGAAGCGAGACACGCGGCGACCCGACGGCUCACCACUAUUCGUGGAGUUCAGACAAAGGUUCCUGAGCUGUCCCUGGUCAAUGCCGAUUUCGUUUUGAGGUCCAACUUCCUGAAACGUGCUGAUGUGGUUCCUGUCGAGACGUCAGUCAAGCACGAGAAGAAGACCGUGGAGAGCUCCUCUAAGGUUCGUCAAGCCCGCAGAAGCCAAGCGUGGAAUGCUUACCAGAGUGCCAACAUCGGCGGCCCUAGGUCCGGGCGACGUUGGGCGGGAGAGCGCAUACAGCAGGCUCGGGACGAAUACCAUGCUUUGACUGAGCAAGAGAAACAACACUAUGUGGACAUGGCUGAAGUGGCUCAGGCUGCUCGAAGCCGAGGCCUGCCAGCAUAUCCCAGGACAACGGAGAGCCAAGAUGGGUUGGUUCAGUUUGCCGCAACAUCUCCUAAUGCUCUGCAGUUGGUCGAUCUUGGCCAUGUUGCUGAGGCAUGGCUGCUUCAGGACAUGGAAGAGAAGCUGUCAGUAGUUCGACUGGAAGACAAGGAAGAUGCCAGGCUGGCGCAAGACUGGCUUCAGACUUUCGAGGAAAGUCGCAGCAGCUACAAGCAAGAUGACGAAGUGCUGCAGCAAUGUCUAGUUGGAUGUGAAUCCUUCAGAAGUCAUUGUGUACCAGCUCUUACAGGAAUCCUCUCUGGCCAUCUUCACAUCCCUGCUGAAACUCUUGGCCAGGACUUCCUUGCUGGCAGUGGCAGAAGCAAAGAUCGUGCGAAGUUGCUCGAGAGCUGGCGUGAUCUGAACGACAUUGUUUUUCACGACGAACAACCUCCAUUGGAUGGAGAGCUGCAGGAGCCACUGUCCAGGUGCAACCAGCUUGGUCUUUGUGUGUGCGAGGGCAAAGGCCUUCGAGCAUGGCUUUUCCAUGCUCGACUGACUUUGUUUUUAAAAGCGGAGUUCACUCCCAAACGGCAGAAGAAGCAGCAAAACAUUCACGGCAUCAUGGAGCUGGCUGCAUCGGAGAAGCCAAAGCAAGCCAGGCUGCAACAGAACAGGAAGUUGCUCAAUGAUGCCUUUAUUGUUCUGAGACUUCAAGUGAAGCCUGAAGAGGAUUUCGCAUUUCCAGCUUCCAGCCACCCCAGACCUUUGCACAACUCCUGGCUGACGUUGGCGACUCAGCAGAACGAUCCCGGCAAAGGUUGUUUGUGGCUGCACCUGGGCCAUGUGAACCUGUCGACCUGGAUGCUGGGUGUGUUGCUGUUGGAUCCCUCAGGGCCUCCUGACGAAAACGGUCGUCAGCGUUUGCAAGUUCCGGAUCCCGCACGAGCUUUUCUUUCCAUUGAGGCUUUUCUGAAAUCUGUUGAGUCUUUCGAUCCCCAGUAUCAAUGCACUGUCUUCACUAUCUUGAGCACGGGCGAGCGCUUGGUGGAAGAGGAUAUGGUUCCAGACUAUGUUUUCGUCCGACGGCUUGAGCAAGUUCCUGAGUUUACAUUUUGGCAGGGUUUGGUGGACGAGCAGCGGAGACAUGAAGAGAGCUUGAAGCGAGUUGGACAGAAAAAACGAUCAUCCUCUGGGAAAGCUUCCGCUGCCAAACGAACACGCACCGCCCAGGGCGCCAAGGAGAAGGAUGGUGGACAGCCAGAUGCAACACUCCCGGAGGCAUCGGUUGAUGACGAUGCAGAAGAGUUUCUCCUCGUGGACAACCCGAAUGAUCCGAAUGGCGAGGACGAUGAUGAUGGUGAUCGGGGCUCCGAGAGUUCCGAAAUCCUCGAAGAACUCAUGCGCCUGGCAGAGCAGGACGAAGACCAGAACCCCGAAGAAGCUUCGAAGUCGAAGCCUUCUGCAGCGGCGGAAGGCAAAGAGGUCGCUUCCGGAAGCAAAGAUGGCCCUGCUGGCAAAACUCGUAGAGAAGGGCAAGCUACAGACAAGGUUUCUUUCCUUUUGUAUGGCGAUAUCCGUUUCAAUCAUGAGGAAAACCACCUCAUGGCGGUCUGUGCUGUGCAUGAGGAUUGCCGUAAAGCCCGGACAUGCAAUGCUGCGACGGCUGCCCAUCUUGUCGCUCGAAACCCUUUUCAAGGGCGACCUCUGGGACUGCUUUCGGCCUGGUUAAAGCUGGGCAGCAAAUUCAAGACUGCGGCAGAACAUAAAGCUGCCAGCACCAUGAAAUCCAUAAGCUUCCAGGACAGGCAGCAAGCUCGUUCGGAAUUCCUGAGCAAGCCUGGCUUCAGUGGCUUCAAUGAGAUGGACAGCAAACCGAUCUACCUGGUCUUCCUGCGGAAGGAUGUCUAUUCACUGGAGGAUGCCCGCUUCAUGCAGAGCCUGUACAAGGAGCUUCUGGAGAAGCAGCGACGUGUGGGGCCGAAAGAGAUCGAUCAGGUGCUGCGUGUGGAUGAGGAUGCGGCAGUUGGUUCCACAUUGCAUGACCGGGCACUUGCGACGAGCCGGGGCACUGUGUGGCAAAGAGAUUCUGCGACUAUCAAGAAGCAGCUUGGGGUCUCUCCUACUUUCAAACCGUGGACCAGCAGGAGAGGCUUUCUUGGGGGUGGCUUGGGCAACAAUGCCAGAAUGCUGGAAGCGCUGGAUUGCUUUGUGGCUUCGGAGUUAAAGCGUGUGCAGCCAAAUGCGGAUUGUGAGCCAGUACACGUGCAGAGCAUGAUGGAAGGUAAGUUCAUGGAUGUGAGCCAGUCAGUCAAGCGGAACAAGCAUAGUACACCGACUGGGUUUGUGCACACCCUGACCACGAGUACUCUUCUGUACUCUUUCUCCUUGGACCGGGUGCUGUCCGGUCGUGAGAUGCUUAGCCUUCAUUGCCAGCCGAGAGAUCUGGUCAUUCCUGAAGAAGUCCGAGACAGCCAGGUCCGUGACUUGGCCGGAGAAGGGAUGGCUUUGCCAUGCCUUGCCAGUGUGGUGUGGUGCUUGUAUUUGACGAAGCAGUUUCCCGCGUGA
This is a messenger RNA of Symbiodinium sp. CCMP2592, 5289 nucleotides long. NCBI's taxonomy places the organism in Eukaryota, Dinophyceae, Suessiales, Symbiodiniaceae. The record is from the annotation of a GenBank genome assembly.